This is a messenger RNA of Uranotaenia lowii, 3961 nucleotides long. RefSeq lists its product as uncharacterized. Lineage: Eukaryota; Metazoa; Arthropoda; Insecta; Diptera; Culicidae. The transcript is spliced from 9 exons. The coding region runs from base 888 to 2744 and encodes 618 amino acids. The record is from RefSeq and is a predicted model, not a curated record.
UCGUAGGUUAGAUGGCCUCAGUUUUUCUCGUGUUGGUUGUUGGUAUAUGUGUAUUUACUACUGUCUCUAGUGUUACUUAGAAUAUAAGCUCAUAAUUAUGGUUUCUUUUUUCGGAAACACGGGGUCAUUUGUUAAAAUAUACUGAUAGCUUUUUACUUCUGACGUCUGGUGUGUGAGAUUUUCACGUGGCCAGACCAUUUAGAAGGGAAACAAAAGCACAACUAUUGAGGAUAAAACAAGUGAUAUGGCUGGUGGAUUGGAAAAGUUUGGUGUAUAAGAUACAGUUUUAUUGCAGCAAUUUACUUUUUAUCGAUGUUACUUGUUCCUGUUUUCGCGACUGGUGAUUCGUAUUUUGAACCAAGCUCAGCUGUUAUUCUUGGAAGUUUUUCCAAGUCUUAAUGAGUAAUAGCAAAUCAAUAGCGCCUGCAAGCAUGCAACAAAAGAAAUGAAAAGCGUAAAGCAUGGAAAUGUAGAAAUCUUAAACCCUUCGAAGCUUCGCGAAGAAGGAAUGGAAGAAGAGCCUGUUUGUCGCGAAUAAGUGAUACGGAAAAGUAGUUCAAUGUAGCGAGCCUUGAGUGGAUUACAUAAAUUGAGUUUUCCCUCCUUUUGUGCGAGAAGUGGGGCUCGUGAUUCACAGGUGGGGGGGGCACUUUGUACAAGUGUGAAGGUGAGGGCCUUGAGUCAUGUAAUCACUGUUUUCAUCCGAUUGAAUCCUGGAUGCUAUACCCAGUUGGUAAUUUGUGAAAGCUAUCUACAGCACGGCUCGAAGCAGUGUGUAAGGAAUAAGUAGAUAGCUGUUUUUAUCCGAUCGCCAGGAAUACCGAACGAAAUCCCGUCUCUUUAAUCCCGUCACUUGGAUAGAAAACAAUCAAUCGCUAAGCUGAAGAAUGGAUAUUGCGGCUUUUGCGUCUACUAUGGCUGCCAAGGCUUCGGCACAGUCGGCCCGGGAUCGGGUGAGUCAACCGGCAAACGAUCUGGCCAGCGGGGAAACGUCCGGUUCGAACCACGAGGGAACAAGCAGCAGGAUGCACCACCGAAUGCCUCCUUCCCACGUCCAUCCGCAUCCACAUCCGGCCACCAAUCCGGCGCAGGCCAACAAGCUAAAGUCCUUCAUGGGUCGGACGCCCAGUGCCAUCAAGUCCAAGUUUCUGUCCGUGCUCGGUAACAGCACCGAGAUAAUCAAUGGCAUAUCGAAUAAGAUUGACGCCGCCCUCAGCCUCUCGUCCUCGGAGGAAACGGAAACGACGGAAGGUCGCCUGCAGGCCAAAGUAGACAAUAUGCUCAGGCAAAAGUACGAGGCAGCACAAUGGAAGCAGCCAGAUGAUCGUUCGGAGAGCCAGGAAAUCGAUUUCGAAUUGCGGCGAGCCAAGCAGCGGAGAGCCCAAGAGGAGGUACUUUCCGGGCGCUACAGGAAUCCGGCAUUCAGUCACCCAACAUCAAACGGCAGCCCAGCACAGCCGGUUCCAAUUGCGGAUGGACCCCCUUCGAACAGCAUUAGUACCGAGUUUAGCCAUAGUAAUUAUAGCAACAAUUCAUGUUCAAUUGACUCGAAAUCGCCAUUGCCAGCGGCCGGGGAAGAGGAAGAUGACGAUCAGUGGCCCGGAGAAGUGGUGCCCUCUUCUGGAACGCCAGCAGCUGAAUCGCCGAUUCCAUCAGCAGCACCAGCACCAAUGAAUUCAGGGAUAGCUGUAGCAAUUUCCAUGGCCACGACGGAGACUUUUGGAACGAUUGCACCCGUGAAGGACUUCAUUAGAGAACCAAAAUUGGGAAUGCCCAGCAGUGCCUCGACUAGCGACAAUGAAUCCUGCAUCCUCAGUGCCGCCACGCUGGAAUCGUCGGAACAGAAAAUGUGGAUCCGAUCCGAGUCGGAAAACUCCGUCCCAUCUUGGGCGUCAUCCAUCAGCCUGGACAGCCAAUCGGAAGAAGCGAUUCUGGACUUUAUGAAACGGUUCAUCGAGAUCCUGUUUCGAGACAGCUCAUCAAUCACUCUGGAACUGAAGUCUGACUUUGGCCAGUACGCUAGGACGGAAUCCGGACGACUGUGGUUCUCGCGUUUGGUCAAUGCACAACGAGCCAAAUCUAAGCUGGUCGAUGAAUCAACCUUCUACUCGUUAAUCCAGUAUUUUGCGAUUGUCCUUUUCGAAUGCAAUGAAAGCGAAGACUACUCCCCGGCCAAAACACUUAUGAACAUGUGCUUUACUUUCUACCAUGACAUUGCCGUACCAGGCUGUGCACCGUACCGUGAAUAUCUGUACACCUACCUUAGGGAUCAACCGAUUUGGCAUUCGCUGCGGUUUUGGAAUGCGGCCUUUUUCGACGCCUUGCAAACGGAACGCAAACAUCGACCGGUUCCUCCGACGAAGGUGAUUUCCUCAACGACAACCGGAAACUCACAGCAGCAACCCAACAAAGACAGCCACGGGCAUCACCACCGGAAGGAUGAUGGAACCGGUAAAAAUACACUAGUGGUGCCGGAGAAUGAACUUUCGUCGUCGACCAGUGCCUGUGAUCGAACGGAUCCUUUCGAGCUGCAGGAAGACAAGAAGUACCACCAAAACCUUAGCUUUGGGCAGUUGGGGAGCUUCACGUGCAACAUGCACGCAUUCGGACUAAGUCGUGAACUUUGCCACGAGUUUCUCAUGAAACAGUGCGUGAUUGCUAACCUCAACUCAGAGCAACAGCGGCUGCUGAUCGACAACGUUAACCGGAUGUACCGGGAAACGGAUCCUUGGCGUGAAAACUAGCUGGAAUGCUGUUUGUACCGACCACAGCACAGAUAAGAUAUAGCAAAUCCCUAGCAAAUAGGUAACACCAAAAUGAACGAAUCGAUGGCUGUUGAACCAAAAUGAGCAAAUUUAUAAUAAGUACCGUGUUUCAGUAUUUCUCAGCUAUCGAAUUUCUCUGCAUACAAUUUAAAGAACCAAACCAGUUGUUUCUACUAAACUCUUCUAAGCAUAUAGGCACGUUAAUCGAUUGUUUUCAUUAUGCGUACUUUAGAAUCUCAACUUGUUACUACGCUCCAUCAUGACACGAGUUUUAAUCUUUGAAGAUGCGAGACGGAAUCGGUAAUUGAAGCUUUAUUAAGGAUAUUUAAAAACAACAAAAAAGAGGCAAAAGUGACAAACAAGUUUGUGAUAUAUUUUGUGAUUUUUAGCCUGAAAAAGUGUGUCUGUUGACGUUGUUGAGUUGUUAUGAGGGCAUCGGACACAUGAUAACAACAACAAAUAAAAAAACCAUAAAUACCAAAACCUUAGCAACAUAAAACAUUUAGUAAUUUUUUACACUAAACAUUGUUUCGGCUUAGCCGUAAUCGUCGAUCGAUUUGAAGCUAUAGCAACAAAAAUGAAAUGAUAAAUGCCUACAACAAUGAUUAUAGUAUUUUCUACUCAUUCCAAUACAAGCAUUAGAUUUACUAAGCAACAAAGUAUUAUACCAACCAAGCAUCUAUAGAAUUAAGACGAUACACCAAAAAACAUUGAACAAGCAGAACCGAGUGAUAGUAAACUAAGGAUGACCGGUAAGAGUAAGGAUCUAUGGAAGACCAAUCGGAUAGAAAAGGGAUAAGCUCCCGGAUUUGGAAGUUCAACCGGAAUGAGACAAUAAGAAAAAAAGAUCUACAGACGAUUGGUAAGCAAUAGCAAUGCUUUUGAAAGCAAACAAAAUCUUGAAUAUAGAGGUUUAACUUAUUUUAAAUUGAAAAUUAUGAAUCAAAAUAAAAAAAAUCUAUUGUAUUUUAAAUUCUGAAAGAGAAUCAUGUUAUCGGAAACGAAGUGAUUGAAAGCACGAAGAAAGGGUGGUGUUCUGUAAAAGUUUCAGCAGAUCGGCACCAUUCGAGCUGUAUACAUAGGUACAUACUACUGAUUGAAAAUUGUUAAAUUUUACAUCUUUGUUACCAUUUCAGAGAGAGAAGUCUUGACCAUGAGUAUAGAAAUGAAUAAAAUAAACACAUUAUAAGACCAUA